GCAGCCGGGCGCCGCGCCGAGCACCUGGGCGGACCGGGCGGGCGCGGCUUCCGGGGCUGCGCGCUAGUCCGCCGAGCCCAGCCGCGCUCUCGCCUCCAGGUGCGGCGCGGGGUCUACCUGCUCGCCCCCUCGUCCUCCAGCUGGGGACAGCGCACCACGGGGACGAGCCGGCGCUGAGCUGCCCAAGUUCCGCGGCCGCGUGCGGGCGAGGCGAGUCCCCGGGGUGUGUUGGCCGCGGUACGGUCCCGGGUGCGAGAACGUCGCACUUCGGGGUGGGCCGGGUACUCGGGCUGCUCUAGAUUGUGCCGCUCGGGUUGCGCUUCCCUCGAGUGGGCGUCGGAAGAGAAACCAAAGGCGCCAUUCGGCCUCCACCUGCCUGAACCCAGCACUGUACCAGGGGACCUCUUGGAGUGCGGUUACCAGGCAGCUCUUUCACCUUUAGUGUGGGAAGCAGUUCUCAUGGGAGAAUCGGUGUCCAUCUAUUAAUUGAAGUUUGAGCACAUGAACAGAAAAUAACGUUCUAAAAACUUUUGUCAGAAGUGAUAGAGGAAAAAAACAACCCAUAAUAUACAUCCUUGUGUGUGUCUCAUUGAGCAGUUUUAAAAAUACUCAGAUAGUAAUGAAGCCACCAUUAUGUCCUCAGUCAGUGAAGUAAAUGUGGACAUCCGAGAUUUCCUGAUGAGCAUCAAUUUGGAGCAGUACCUCUUACAUUUCCAGGAAUUUGGUUUUUAUACUGUGAAGGACUGCACAUCAAUAAAUGACAACGUGCUACAUCAAAUUGGAAUAUCACCUACGGGACACCGUAGGAGGAUACUUAAACAGUUGCAAAUGAUCUUUUCAAAGAUGCAAGACUUUCCAAUAUAUGCAAAUGUUUAUAAGACAAAGAACGGCAGCACCCCAAAAGAGCAGCACAGUGCUCCGUCUUCCAGCAGCAACACCUGCAUAGAGUUUUCUGAUUCUGUUACUGUCCAUAGACCUGGCCCAGCACCAUCAGAGAUGGUUACAACCAAUGUCCUUAGUGAAGGAAACUGUCAUUCUUCUACAUCACAUGAUAAGCUAUCUCUUUCUUCGAGUGACCUUCCCUGUCCAGAAGAAGAGCUACACCAGAAUGUGGAUUCUUCGCAAGAUUAUUUAUUUGGUCGUGUAAAUGUUAAAAUAGAUUCCUUGAUUACCCAGCAGGCUGUGGAGCAUACAGCUGGAGAAGAACAAACAGAAAAAGUCAAUUUGGUGUCAGAAGAUUCCAGCAAGGCACUUAGCACAAACACUGAACGUCUUCCUUCUGUGGACCAUCCAGCAUCAGAGACACACUGUGGAAAUGGAGCUAACGGUGUAUUAGAAAGCUUCCCGCCAUCCCCCUUCUUCCAGUUUCAAGGAGAGAUGGUUGUGAAUGAACUGUAUGUUCCAUCCUCACCAAUCCACAGCCCCAUGAGAAGCCGGAGCAAGUUGGUGUCCAGACCUUCUCGAUCAUUUCUGCUGAGACAUCGCCCUGUACCAGAUAUCCCAGGGUCAACAAAAUCAAUUUCAGGGAGGUAAGCUUGGGAGAGAA
Rattus rattus (black rat) is the source of this 1546-nucleotide messenger RNA. Its product is annotated as arf-GAP with Rho-GAP domain, ANK repeat and PH domain-containing protein 2-like. Lineage: Eukaryota; Metazoa; Chordata; Mammalia; Rodentia; Muridae. The record is from RefSeq and is a predicted model, not a curated record. The coding region runs from base 634 to 1533 and encodes 299 amino acids. The transcript has 3 exons. Gene Ontology annotation, molecular function: protein binding.